AUGUCGACGACGUUGGAUCCUCCAGAGCAACAUCAAAUCUUGGAAAACCCCUCUCAGCUGUACGACCAGCUGACAGCAUGGUGCUAUACCCCUGUUGUACUGAUGGAUAGCGACACUGCUCGGGAGUGGACAGAGCUGUUGUCCACCAAGGAGUUCACGAGCGUGACUCUCGAGGAUACACCCGGCAAUUUGACCGGGCUGCUUCGAGCCUUCAACGCCUUUCCUUAUGACGACGAACUCAAUGCUGCUAGACAAGCUAUCAAAUCCUUCUCCAUUACCGUCAAAGAUCCAUCCGAACAAGAGAGUCGCCCUCAGACAGACAGGCAUCUUAUGACUGGUCUUCAGAUUAUCUCUUUAGAUCCCAAACCUUUUACUGUCUCAGAUGGGCGACAAUUUUACGAUGCCAUCUUGGACAGCCCCGAACGACCUAUCUGGUGGGAAAUGUACUCAAUCAGGAUCCGAGGAGCCAACGUGCUAGGUGCCUGCAUCAUAGGCCGCAGCAAUUACAGAACACUCAAGUUUGUCGACAUCGAUGGUUGGAUCACCUCGAGCGGUUGCGAGAAGAUGGAAGCGAAAAUUGAAUUCGACAAUGUUCGUAAGGGAAUGGAACGCAUCAGUAUCACACGCCUUGCUUUCCACUUUGACUACCGGCGCUUCAGUCCAAGGAUCAUUCGUUGUGACUUGGGUAAAGAGAUGUCGUCUCGCCCUCUGUCAACUCAUCGAAUCAAGCAGUGGUAUACAAAGUGGAUUGAAUACCUGACGAAAGGCACAUGCCUGGAAGAAGUUUGGAUUUUCGCUCACAGUUCUCUUGCUUAUGUUGGAACCCUCGAUGACGAUGAGAAAGUCACCGUCCGGUGCCGCGAGCUUGGCGAUGAGCCUAAGCAAGGCUUUCCCUGGGGGCUUCAUGAAGAGUAA
Fusarium venenatum is the source of this 915-nucleotide messenger RNA. Lineage: Eukaryota; Fungi; Ascomycota; Sordariomycetes; Hypocreales; Nectriaceae. The record is from RefSeq and is a predicted model, not a curated record.